Notechis scutatus (mainland tiger snake) is the source of this 9222-nucleotide messenger RNA. RefSeq names its product nuclear receptor interacting protein 1 (gene NRIP1). NCBI's taxonomy places the organism in Eukaryota, Metazoa, Chordata, Lepidosauria, Squamata, Elapidae. Gene Ontology annotation, biological process: positive regulation of transcription by RNA polymerase II; negative regulation of transcription by RNA polymerase II; circadian regulation of gene expression. Gene Ontology annotation, cellular component: nucleus. The record is from RefSeq and is a predicted model, not a curated record. Gene Ontology annotation, molecular function: transcription corepressor activity; nuclear retinoid X receptor binding; transcription coactivator activity.
UCCUGAAAGGGCAUUGUGUAGUUGUGCGAGUGCAGAUAUGCCUCUGUGCGCUUUUGUAUCGGCGUCGGAGGCGGUGGCUUCAUGAGUUGCUUCGCAGACCGGCGGCCGCUUUCUCCUCCCCUUCCCUUCCCUUAAGCCGCCACUCGUCGGAGCUCACCACACUAGAAUUAACUGUCUUGAGUUCGCGUCCGUUUGUCACGGGUGGCCUUUGGAGCAACGGGAGGUGCGCGCGACUACGCGCACUCAGAGCCCUCUGACGGGCUGCGGACAGGCGGGCCGGCGCUCGCUCCAGACAGGGCUGCUGCUUCCUGAGGACGGCAAUGGUAGUUGCGGAAACGGCUGGCGAGAAUGCCACGAACCUCAUUUUGGGAGGAAUCAAGUGUUUGUAAUAUGAUGAAAGAAGAUGGAAAACAAUAUUGUCAAUCCCUAAAAAACAUUUUAACCUGACACCAUACAAUAGUCCCUUAACAUCAUAAAUGGUGUAUAUUAAAUCAGAGAAAAAUGGGAACACUGCUUCUUCUACAAAUACUUAAUGGAAAGAUCUGCAAAAGAGCAUCAAAAAGAGCAUCAAAUUUGGAAAAAAUGUAUACAUUUAUUUGUUGAGCUAAAUUUCAGUUCACGUAUAAUACACUAGAUCCUAAGUAGAAUAAAAAGAGAGCUUUUGUGGAUACUUGUAUUGAACAUGACUCAUGGAGAAGAUCUUGUCUCUGAGAUGCACCAGGAUUCCAUUGUUCUAACUUACUUAGAGGGAUUACUAAUGCAUCAGACAGCCGGAGGUUCGGGUUCUGUCGUUGACAAAAAGCCUACUAGUAAUGCUGAAGAUCAGAAUUUCAGCGUUUCUGGAAAUGCAUCUCCUAGCUGUCAGAGAGAUGGUGUUCCCAACACACAUACAUAUAGAAGUUCUGGCAUGUUGCAUCAUAAAAAGGCAAGAUUGCUACAGUCUUCUGAAGACUGGAAUGCUGAAAACAAAGGACGAUUGUCUGAUUCUUUUGUGGAUAUAAAUGAGAAAAAAGAAGCGUUGUUGGCUGGCAUGGUUGAAAAUGUGCCUAAAAGCAAGCAAGAUAGCACAUUGCUGGCUUCCUUACUACAGUCAUUUAGCUCUAGGUUGCAGAGUGUUGCUUUGUCGCAACAAAUUAGGCAGAGCCUUAAAGAGCAAGGAUAUUCGCUCAGCAAUGAUUCCUCGCAGGUAGAGAAAGACUUGAGGUGCUAUGGUGUUGCAUCCAGUCACUUGAAGACUUUGCUGAAAAAAAACAAAUUGAAAGAUGAAAAACUGGAGACUGGUCUGCCAGAGCUAACAACAAACCUAGUUCAAGAUCGGUUUAAAGAAUCUACACAUUCAGGACAAAGUGGUUCAAAAGCAAUGAAUGAAUCACUUUCUUGUGCUGCAAGACUACAAGCUGUUGCAAACAUGGUAGAGAAAAGAUCUAGUCCUGCUGCAUCACCUAAGCCAAGUGUUGCCUGCAGCCAACUUGCUUUGCUUCUUUCAAGUGAAGCACACUUGCAGCAAUAUUCCAGGGAACAUGCUCUAAAAGCACAAAAUGCCAAUCAAAUCGCAAGUGAGAGACUUUCUGCUAUGGCAAAACUAAAAGAAACUGUUCCUCCAAAAGAUGUUGGUCGUUUUAAACUAUCAAAAGGAAUGGAAAGCCAUUUGAAUGGUCAGGCAAGAUGUUCAAACAAAACAACAACCAAUAAAAGCAAUACCACAAAUUUUCAGAGUCAUAUGGGCAUAAUUCAUUCAUCUCCAAAAUUUACAAACUAUAAAACAUCAGAAAAAAGUCAUAUGAAACCACCUACUAACAGUAGUUUGCUUUUGCACCUCCUGAAAAAUCAUAGUACUACUAAGCAGAACAAACAAUAUGAACAAAAUGACAGGUCCAGCAUUUUUGAGGAAAGCAGUACACCAACUACUGUUGAUGAAUACUCUGACAACAACCCAAGUUUUACAGAAGAUGAUAGUAGUGAUGAUGAGAGUUCCCAUUCAAAUUGUCUUCCUAUAGAUUUGUCUUUCAAACAAAAAACAAAUACUCAAGAUUCAGGGCAGACAACUUCUCUAGACAAUUUAACUCAAUCGUUGUUUCAUAGUUGGGAAUCAAAAGUCCCAUGUCUGGAAAACAUAGAAGAAAAAGAUACUUCUAAAAAUACAAAAUUGAAUCCACACCAAAAAGUAACUUUACUGCAAUUGCUACUUGGUCAUAAGGAAGAAGAAAACUCACCAAAAGUUAAAGAAACAGAAGGAACAUUAGUUCCAGCUGAUGUGGCGAAAUUUAAUUUUUCAAUGACUAACAGAACUCCUAUUACUGACUCUUCUAAUACUAAUCGAAUAAUUCCAGUACAUACUCCUCCUUUGCAAACUUCUGCAAAAGCAGAUUCACCUAUCAACCUUUCACACAAUUCUCCUUUAAUGAUAAAAUGUAAUUCACCACCAUAUACUUGCAUCAUACAGCCCGAGAGACUAUCUAAUCCAGCUUCUAAACACUUGAUAGAUCUUACUAUUCACAAAGAACUUCAUGGAAGUAAACAAAAUAAAAAAGAAACUUUACAAACACCUUCAUCUUUCAGUGCAAGUAAACUAUUGCAAAACUUAGCUCAAUGUGGGAUGCAGUCUUCCAUGUCAGGGGAUAACCAAAGACAAGCAAACAAACAACUGAUGACUCUUAACACUGAGAAACCAGUAGGAUUGAUAGAUGGACUAAAUACCUCCCUGCUUCAUAACACAUCAUGUACACUUGAAAAAAACAGAAUUCUCACUAAUCAGUUUCUCCCAGAACAAAAACUUCCCAAUUCAGAAAUCCAAAAUCUGCUAGAACGACGCACUGUGCUCCAGUUACUUCUGGGAACCACCAACAAAAAUAUGAAUGAAACAAAGGAAAAAAUGUUUUUGAAAGAAGAGUGUUUACAAGAUCCAACAGAAAAAGUUUUGAAUGAACAAAUACUAACUGUAAAAAUAAAAGCUGAGCCUUCUGAGGAAGAAUCCAGUGCCCUUCAGAAUUCAAAUGCUCAACAAAUAAUUGAAAAUGUUAAUAAGAAAUUUCCAGAAACAACUCAUUCUUUAGAGAGAAAUAUAGCUAUUUCUCCAGCAUCAGAAGAAUUUCAGUCCCAGUCUCUUACAUCUCAAGACUUUUCCUUUUCGAAGAAUGGACUUCUAAGUCGAUUACUGAGACAGAGUCAAGAUGGCUGCUCUGCAGAUAACCUGGAUAGGAGAAACCAUGAACAGAGUUUUGUGGAAUCAAAAAGUCACAGUAUGCUCCCCAAAAAGAGAAAAUUGCAUUCUGAUUCUUUAGAAGGUCCUUUAAAAAUACUAAAAAGUAAUAAAGGUAAAAUAUCUGAUGUCACAAUCAACCACAAAACUACUGCAGAUGCUUUGUAUGGCAGUUGUCUUAACCAAAAAGAAUCUAAGUUCAUAAAAACUGAUUUUGAAAUAAAAUAUUCUUCAGGUUAUGUGUCAAAUAAUGAAAGUGAAAACAGAAGUUGGUCUACAGAAAGUAAAGGAUUUAAUGUGCUAAAACAACUGCUUCUAUCAGAAAAUUGUGAAAAAGAUAUGUCUCAGCAUAGAAAUAAUUUAUCAGUAAUGGAUGGCAAAAAGAAAGGAAGCAAACAUAACCUAACAAAUAAUGACAAGGCUGAAUUCAGUGUUUCUCCUAUGCAUACUCUCAUAGGGAACCCUGGGCAACCAAGCAAUUGCUUGGACUACCAGACAUUUCAAUAUUCAGUUGCUAUGAAGAGUCCUGCCAGUUCUCCCUUCACUGAACAUUUGGGAGGCACAGUAUCAUCAAAGCCAGAAUGUGACCAGUUUAGCAUUUGCCAUGUACCUAAUGAAAGGGGACCUCUAAAAUGGGUCAUCACUGAUUCUGACAAAAAUGAUCUUGAGAGAGACUCCCCAAGACUGACCCAAACUAAUCCAAUAUUGUAUUAUAUGUUACAAAAGGGGGGGAACCCUAUUAGUAUUCAGGAAGCCCAUAGCAAAGAUGCUUGGAGAGAUAAAUCAUUUAUGGAAAAUUCAUCUUCUGUCACAAUGAAGAAAGAGUUGUCUCCUGUCACAGAAUGUAAAACAUUUCCUAAUAGAAGAAAUGCAUACAUUAGCCAUUCAAAUAAUAUGUCCAUUCAACACAAUGGAGAAGUAUAUGGACUCUUAGAAAAGGUAUUAACAAUUAAAAAAGAACCUGAGUAGGUUAAAAUCUUACAAAGUGUUUACAAUCAGGUUUGAAUAUUUUCUUUGAAUAAAAUAAUGUAAAUCUAGCAUGAUUUGAGAAGAGCAUGGUAUAGCUAUGGUUUUGUUUGAUGAAUUUUUUUUGCUGAUAUUUAAGAUGCAUACAGCUUUUGUUCUUUAUUUUUGCUUUACUAGAAAUUUACUAGAAAUUUAUCACAAUACAUGUCAUCAGGACUUGUUAAUUAUGUAAAUGUCCAUGAGUAAUUUGCAGCUGGAUUGUACUCAGUGAGUAACUGCUAUUACUGUCCUUGCACAUAAGUAUUUGCUUAUGGAAAUCCAUACUAUUUUCCUUAAAUGUUUCAAAACCACGAAAGUGAUAAAUCACAGACAUUUCAAAAAGCUGUAUGUGAUUUGUACACAUGGCAAACAAAAUAAAUCAUAUGAGCAGAUUUAUUUACAUGUAUCUGGGCGAGUGUAGGAAUAAGUAUAGAGACAAAAGCAACUGUAGUAAAAUACAUAAAAAAGGAUUUUUUGUGAGAUACUGGUGUUACUCAUGCAAUGCAGUAUCAUUUAAAUAUUGCAUCAUUCAACAUUGUAUAUUUUCUCUUCUCUCACAACUGGGCUACCAUCAUCUUGUAUUGUCUGUUCAUUUAUAAAAUGUGAAGAAUAUUUUUAUAUAUAUAAAUGGAUCAUCAUCCAGGCCAAGUCAUUUAUUUGUUGUUUUUGUAAUACUUAAUCAGUGUUAACUAGAGAAUUGUACACAAUGAAAUUUCUAGUGCUUCCAAAUAGCUUGUAAUUUAUAUUUGCAUAAUUGGACAGAACCACAAGAAAUACUGUCCUUUUUUUGGUUGCCUUUCCUAGACACUCAGCUUCAAUAAAUUAAAUCUAGGUUGUGACUUUAAAAAAUAAUGAAGCUGAAUCAUAAAUUACUGGCAGGAAAAGAUAAAUCUCUUUCACUACUUUUAAUUGUUUAUUUAUUUACAUUUAUUCAAAUUUUCCAGGGAAAUUAACAUUAAGUUGAAAGAUUCUAGACUCAUGCUUAAAAAAAGAAAAAAAUAUGAUAGUCAAUCUAACAUUGUGAUCUAUUUUCACUAAUUCAUAUAUAUAAAAGAUUUAUAUAGCUAAGAUGAAAGAUGUAUAAAUUAUCAAAUGAUCUAAACCAGCUCAUGAUCAUUUUUAAACUUUUUCUAUCCGAGCAAUAAGAAAGGAAUUAUAAAUUGGAAGAACUGAAUGAUUUUAAUAUUUAAAUGCCUUAAAAUAAAUAAACUCUACAUUUGACUGCAGAACUGGAAAAUAUAAAGUAAAUAAACUAAGCAUCUACUAGUGUGAAAGAUGUUAUUUUAUUGAUUCAUGGAAUUCCAGAUGCCUAGAGGGGAAAGUGGCAAGAAACAUCAUUAAUAAAUGUAUUAUGUUCAAAAUUGUUGGUUUAAUUUAUCCCAUUAGACAUGAAAUACAUGUUAAACACAUUACAAAGCUAAAUAAAAAUAAUUUUUAAAUUUAGAUUAGUUCCAAUGAAAUCAUGGAUUAUUUAAAUUUUUCUAUAAUUAUAAUUUUGAAGUAUCAAGGUUAAUGGUACUUUUAUAUAUAAUUUUCUGCAUUCCUUUUCAAACACAUUACUUGGUAACACCUUUUAUUGUGAUUAAAUCCAGAUCAAUUCAAGUCUUCCACAGAUUUGGGUAAAAUUGUAUUUGACAAAAAGCCAAAUCUAGUACAGCUCAGCUCAGCAGGUUCAGCUAUGUUGAAAAUAUGUAUGUAAUAGUUAUUAUUGGCAGACUAAACUUUUAUAUAAACAGAUACAUAUCAUAACCUUUCAGGUUAUGCUGAGAGUAAAUGAGAAGGCUACUCUAAUUGAAAAUACAGAAAUUUAUUUCCACAAUAACUAGUAUGCCAUCAAAUGAAUUACGAAUAAAAUGUAAAUAGCAUAACAUCAAUUGUUUCCCAGAAACUGCCAUUAUUCCUUGAGAAGUUAGCAUAAUAUCCAGGUGCCAUCAGUAACUUAAUUUUCAUAAUUUCACUUAAUUCUUAUUACAGCUAUUACAUGACCCAUAGCAAUAGCAACAAAUUACAAGUCUUGCGUAAAUUCUUAUGUGUAAUAUUGAAGCUCAAGUCUUAUGUUCAUUAUAGGUGCAAAAAACCCCAAUCAAAUUAAAUUAAACUUUUUGUUUAGUGGUGUGUGCAAAACAUGGACAAUGUGUUUUGUUUUUAAAUGGAACAAACAUUGUUCCUUGGAAGUUCUGCUGGUGACUGUGAUUCAGCAGAACUGAAACCCAGAUAUUUUGGUUAUUGUGAUUUCAUCAAGACUGAAGUCUGGAAGUCUCUUACAAGAGGAAUAGUGUAAUACUGUUCCUUGCUCUUUUCUCCUUUAUCUUCUACAUGGCCUGUACAGCAAGUCAUUUACCAAUCUUCCCUAUGCCAUUUUUUCUCUACUUCUCAUUACACUAUGCUUGAAGGCAAGUACAUCAGCAGCAUUUAAAGAGAGCUAAUGAAUGGAUGAUCUGGGAAGAUUCAGAGGGUGGGCAUACUAAAUGAAUAAGCAGAGUUGAACUCAAGGAUGUUGGUCUAGAGAGAUUCUCAGUCAUCAUGAUUGUCCCAAAAGGGCAACUGAACUUCGUUUUUCCUUGAAGAUGUUUCAUUGAAGAUUUAAAGAAAUGUCUUGGAUGAGAAGCAAAACUUCAAGAAAGAACAAAGUCCAGUUGCCUUUUGAAAAGGCACCUUUGGGUCAAGGAUAUUGGCAACAGCAGUGUCCCUGCCUAUUUACUCUGUAUUCCCAAUCCCUUCCUUUAUAUUUUCUAGCUAUUUUCCUCAAUGUCUUUUGCUUUUGCCCAAUGGCUCUUCCCUCCCACUUUCAACAACACAUAUUUUGGUCUAAGUGGAACAUAAACCAAAAAUGUGCAUGAAAUUGAAAUUGAUUUGCAAGUUUCAAUAGACAUGUAUUAGUGCACUAUUAUAGUGCAAUCUUAUAAUGUAUUCUCAAAUGUAUUCUCAAAUAUUCUCAAAUACAUUCUUUUGAGUUCAUUAGAUUUAUUCAAAUACAGUUGAGAAGCAGUUUCUAUGUAUUUCUUUGCCUUACAACAUUUAGAAUCAGCCAUUUUAAUAUAGAAUCUCACUUUUCAACUAUUAAGUUAUAUUUGAGAUCAUGUUUAAUGGGCUUGAUUGUUUUGUGUCUCAAACACACAGGCAUGAAAACCUGGCUAAAACCUUUUUGCAUAAUUUUUAAUAAUACAUUAAUUGCUUUACUAUUCUUGCCACUUCAGCACCUCACACACAUGUAUUAUUUUGAUAAUAAUCGCUAGUUAGCAUUGCAUUAUUAGUAUUUUAUAUUAGACAUUUCUAAAAUAGAAAUAUUUCAGACUGCAAACUUCAAAAUACCACAUUUAAUAGCAAAACUUAGAAUUGCAGUUAAAAUUAAAUUAUGAACAUCACAUGUCUGAACUUGAUUCAUGUACUGCAGUUAAGUGUAAAUUAAUUAAGUAUUUAAGAUGUUAAAUGAAGAGAAAGGUUUGAUUUGAAGAAAAAGCACACAUUCCUGCAAGUGCUUUACUUUCAGCUUGACCUCAGGGCUGAGAACUACAAAAAGCAGUAAAUUGACUUUAAAAGUUAUUUUAGGAACGAGGGAUUAUCCACUCCUUCUGUUUCCCUCUUUAUUUUUAUUCUUUGGUUCCUAUCUGGAUCUCUAAUCCUGCGUAAAUUCAGUUACAAAAGCAUAAAAUAUAUACAAGAGUAAUAAGUAAUAUUUAUCUCAUUCUUCCAUCAUAUAAAAGCAAACAUAAAUUGACAUAUCCCCAACAUUUGGCAUUCUAUUUUACUCGGAAAAAUGUUUUAUUUUCCACACUUGGCUGUGACUCCAUGAAUAUAAUAGGGCUUACUUCCAAGUGACUAUUCAUAAUCUUGGAUGGUACAACUGAAUCACAUACAUGCUUACCUGCAAAUAAAUACUACUCAGAUUUUGCACAAAUGCAACACAUCCAUUUAUUCACUAAAUCAGACUGUCUUUUUUCAGGUUGUCCAAGUGAAUCCGAAAAGAGGUGUAUUUCUUUAAGAAAUCUGAGUUUCAAUGCAAUAUCACUUUUUUUUCAGGGCCAGGCUGGUAUAAUAAAUAGCAGAAACCUACUGUAAUUUCUCAAUAUCAGAAAUACUUGAUUUUUGAGGUGUGCUCAGCCACCUUUGUUUUUCUAUAACAAGAAAUAAGUAUUUAAUUUUUUGUUAAUAAUUUGUUUUCCCUUGGAUUGUCACUAAUGAGAGCAAAAUAUUACCAGUUAAUUCUCUGCUGCAUCUUAGUUGAAUAAACUGGCAAGUUAUAUUUUAUAUCUCUCUAUAUAUAUGUAUACAUAUGUAAAUAUAUAGACUUCUUAACAUGUUUAAUUUUUUUUCUAAAAACUAUGAUGUAAAUAGUGGUUUCUUUAAAAUACAUAUUUUGUAUUAUAUCAAAUGCAAAGAAAUUAACAUUUUAAUCAUUUUGUUCUGUAUAUUCCAUGUAUUAAUAAAUGUAAAUAUUAUUGCAUAGGGUUAACAUUUUGCAUGUAUGUAUACAGUGCAAGUCUGGAGGAAUGUAUAGAAAAUGUUUUAUUUAAAAUUGUAAUUAUUGCUGCAUGAUAAAUGCAUGGGGGACCCUGUGCAUCUCUGCAAUGGCAAAAAUUGUCAAAACCGGAUUAUCACUGUAUUCUGUUUCUGAACAUGACUUCUGCUAUGGUAUUUCAGCUUUGUAAAAGAAUGCUUCAAAUGAAUGAGCCUGGGGAAAAAAGAACUACCUUUAAAACAAAAAGAUCCUCUCCUUGCCCCCCGUCACAAAUAUUGUUAAGUUUUUAAUUCCAUUUAAAGCCACUGAAAUUCUAUUGCAGUAUUUUCAGAUAAUGUAAUCUUGUUUUGCAUUGACAUACAUACAAAUUAUGGAAUUUAUACAGCCUUUUUUGUUGUGAAGUUUUCACUGAUUAAAAAAAAAUAAAAAUUCUCAUUUUAUUAAGACAUGACUUAUUCAUGUAAUGUCGCAAAACUGUACAUAUGGCAGUGUGAAGUUUUUAAAAUUCAGUGUUUACUUCCUGCAGAAAAUUUGAAUAAAUGAAAAAAUGCAUUGAAUU